Molecule: messenger RNA, 1527 nt
Organism: Exophiala spinifera
Lineage: Eukaryota; Fungi; Ascomycota; Eurotiomycetes; Chaetothyriales; Herpotrichiellaceae
Exons: 1
Coding region: 1-1527 (508 amino acids)
Molecular function (GO): protein binding
Source: RefSeq, a predicted model, not a curated record
AUGUCCAAAAGAACGGUAGACGACCAGGGAACCCUGGAAUCUCUCAAAGCGGGUCAGCGGCCCGAAGCAGAUGCCAAUGGCGAGCCAGCUCUGGACUUUGAGGAUGAAUUCGAAGAUGAAUUCGAAUCGGAGGACGAAAUCAUGGAAGCCGGUGUGGAUGGUCGGCCAGAUGCAGAAAGAGAAGCAGAACAGUCGCAAGAUGCCAUGGAUGUGGACACAACCGAGGAGACCUUCAUACCAGGCCGGUCAAUAUUGCAGCCAGGAAUGACUUUGAGCCCCGACCCUUCCACCUACGAAAUGCUUCAUACCCUGUCCACGACCUGGCCUUGUCUAUCCUUUGAUGUCGUAAAGGACAACCUGGGAGAUCAAAGGAAGCAAUAUCCACGAACAGUAUACGCAGUUGCAGGCACACAAGCCGAGUCUUCAAGAGCCAAGGAGAACGAGUUAUACAUACUGAGAUUGAGCAGUCUGGCAAAGAUGGACAGAGGAAACGCAUCGGAUUCUGAAGAUGACGACGACGAUUCGGAUGACGAGGUCACCUCAGAUCCAGUGCUUGAGUCGCGAUCCAUUCCUCUACCUAGCACAACCAACAGGAUACGAAGUUUUCAGCCUGCGAACGAAUCCCCCGACCUGACUCAGAUGCCACAGACGCUUACAGCGACGUCACUCGAGAAUGGCCAGAUUCUGAUACACGACAUCACACCAUACUUGCAGUCUCUGUCGAAUCCAGGCUCGACGAUCGCCCCAAAUGCAUCCAAACCUCUCAGUACCCUACGCAUGCACAAGACAGAAGGCUAUGCUCUCGACUGGGCACCGAGCUCUUUACAUCCCAAUGGGCGACUUUUGACCGGUGACAACGCGGGAAAGAUCUUCAGCACGCAGCGGACCCAGGGCGGUGGUUGGGCCACCGACGACCGCCCAUUCGUAGGACAUGCAGGUUCAGUCGAGGAACUCCAAUGGUCGCCAAACGAGAAAUUCGUCUUCGCGUCCGCCAGUUCGGACGGCACAGUCAAAGUCUGGGAUGCCCGGAGUAAGAGUCGAAAACCCGCUGUAGAUGUCAAGAUCAGCAAUACCGACGUCAACGUCAUGUCUUGGUCACGACAGACUUUUCAUUUACUUGCUACAGGCGCUGAUGACGGUCAGUGGGCCGUUUGGGAUCUGAGGCAGUGGAAACCGCAGUCAUCUGGAAGCCCACAGCUCAAGCCGAGCCCUGUGGCCGAUUUCAACUUCCACAAGAAGCCAAUUACUUCAAUCGAAUGGCACCCCACGGACGACAGCGUGGUUGCGGUGGCCUGUGCAGACAACACGGCGACUUUGUGGGACCUUGCUGUUGAACUGGAUGACGAGGAAUACGGCAGAGAGGCAGGGUUAGGACUGGGAGAAGGCGCCGAAAAGGUGCCUCCUCAGUUGCUCUUUAUCCAUCAUGUCGAAGAUGGGAAAGAACUCCACUGGCACCCGCAAAUGCCUGGCACGGUUAUGGUCACCGGAGGAAGUGGUCUUGGAGUGUUCAAGACAAUCAGCGUAUGA